GCUGGCGCCGCGCUGGCGUCACUUCCGCCCCUGCGGGCGGCCCCGGCGGAAGCGGCGACCCCGCGGCGCGCGGGGGGCGGAGCCUCUUUCCCGUGCGGGCGGCGAGGAAGAUGGCGGAGCUGAAGGUUCUGGUCAUCGACGGGCGCGGGCACCUCCUGGGCCGGCUGGCGGCCAUCGUGGCCAAGCAGGUGCUGCUGGGCCGGCGGGUCGUGGUGGUUCGCUGCGAAGGGAUCAACAUUUCCGGAAACUUCUACCGCAACAAACUGAAGUACCUGGCGUUCCUGCGGAAGCGGAUGAACACGAACCCCUCGCGCGGCCCCUACCACUUCCGCGCCCCGAGCCGCAUCUUCUGGCGCACGGUGCGAGGGAUGCUGCCCCACAAGACCAAGCGGGGCCAGGCCGCCCUGGAGCGCCUCAAGGUGUUCGACGGGAUCCCCCCGCCCUACGACAAGCGCAAGCGCAUGGUCGUCCCGGCCGCCCUGAAGAUCAUCCGCCUCAAGCCCACGCGCAAGUUCGCCUUCCUGGGCCGGCUGGCGCACGAGGUGGGCUGGAAGUACCAGGCGGUGACGGCGGCGCUGGAGGAGAAGCGCAAGGAGAAGGCGAAGCUGCGCUACAACAAGAAGAAGAAGCUGAUGAGCCUGCGGCGGCGGGCGGAGCGCAACGUGGAGGGGAAGAUCGCGCCGCUGUCGGCGGUGCUGCGGCAGCACGGGCUGCUGCUGUGAAUAAAGGAGCGACACGGA
This is a messenger RNA of Dromaius novaehollandiae (emu), 740 nucleotides long. It is a transcript of the gene RPL13A, whose product is annotated as ribosomal protein L13a. The record is from RefSeq and is a predicted model, not a curated record. Gene Ontology annotation, cellular component: ribosome; cytosolic large ribosomal subunit. The coding region runs from base 111 to 722 and encodes 203 amino acids. NCBI's taxonomy places the organism in Eukaryota, Metazoa, Chordata, Aves, Casuariiformes, Dromaiidae. Gene Ontology annotation, biological process: negative regulation of translation; translation. Gene Ontology annotation, molecular function: mRNA binding; structural constituent of ribosome. The transcript has 8 exons.